This is a messenger RNA of Dipodomys ordii (Ord's kangaroo rat), 1473 nucleotides long. RefSeq names its product transcription elongation factor A (SII), 3 (gene Tcea3). Gene Ontology annotation, biological process: transcription elongation by RNA polymerase II; DNA-templated transcription. Bases 135 to 1184 code for a protein of 349 amino acids. The transcript has 11 exons. Gene Ontology annotation, cellular component: nucleus. The record is from RefSeq and is a predicted model, not a curated record. Gene Ontology annotation, molecular function: zinc ion binding; nucleic acid binding. NCBI's taxonomy places the organism in Eukaryota, Metazoa, Chordata, Mammalia, Rodentia, Heteromyidae.
GGCGCCCCGCCCCCGCCGGGCGCGCGCGCGCGUGUGCGCGUCCUGGGGUUGGGGCUCGUGCGGGUUGCGCGCCUGCUGCCCGGGGCCCGGUUGUUGCCCUGCGCCCCUCGCCCUGCCGGGCGUCGCGGGCCGACAUGGGCCAGGAAGACGAGCUACUGAAGAUCGCCAAAAAGCUGGAGAAGAUGGUAGCGAGGAAGAACACGGAAGCUGCCCUGGACCUUCUGAAGAAGCUGAACAGCUGUCAGAUGUCCAUCCAGCUGUUGCAGACCACCAGAAUCGGAGUGGCCGUUAAUGGGGUUCGCAAGCACUGCUCAGAUAAGGAGGUGGUGUCCUUGGCCAGAGUCCUCAUCAAAAACUGGAAGCGGCUUCUGGACUCUCCUGGAACUCCCAAGGGAGAAAAAGGAGAAGAAAGAGAAAAAGCAAAGAAGAAAGAGAAGGGGUUUGAAUGCUCCGAUUGGAAGCCAGAAACAGGCCUUUCUCCACCAAAGAAGAAACAAAGGGAAGAGCCCCAAGGCAGGAGAGACUCUGUGGAAUCCAAGUCUUCAGCCACCUCUUCUCCCAAGAGGCCGUCUGUGGAAAGAUCCAACAGCAGCACGUCGAAAGCAGAGACCCCCAAAACACCCAGCAGCCCGUUGACUCCCACGUUUGCCCCUUCGGUCUGCCUCCUGGCCCCCUGCUAUCUCACAGGGGACUCUGUCCGGGAUAAGUGUGUGGAGAUGUUGGCUGCAGCCCUGAAGGCGGAAGAUGAUUACAAGGACUAUGGAGCCAACUGUGACAAGUUGGCAUCCGACAUCGAAGAUCAUAUCUACCAGGAGCUCAAGAGCACCGACAUGAAGUACCGGAACAGAGUUCGCAGCCGCAUCAGCAAUCUCAAGGACCCCAGGAACCCGGGCCUGCGGCGGAAUGUGCUCAGCGGGGCCAUUUCUGCUGGACUCAUCGCCAAGAUGACCGCAGAGGAAAUGGCCAGUGAUGAGCUGAGGGAGCUGAGGAAUGCCAUGACCCAGGAGGCCAUCCGUGAGCAUCAGAUGGCCAAGACGGGCGGCACCACCACGGACCUGUUCCAGUGCAGCAAGUGCAAGAAGAAGAAUUGCACCUAUAAUCAAGUGCAGACACGCAGUGCUGACGAGCCCAUGACCACCUUUGUCUUAUGCAAUGAGUGCGGGAAUCGCUGGAAGUUCUGCUGAUAGACCCACCCUUGAGAUGGCAGCGAACAAGGCAAAAAGGAAUGUGAAGCAGCAAGUGCCAAUCCACCUGACCUGGAAAAACCAAAACAAAAAUACUGAAGAAAAAUACUGACCUCUGGAUGCAGCCGUAGGGAAUCAGGGGAAAUUCUUUUGCACAAUCAUUAAUAAUGGCCUGCUAACAACCAUGUGCAGUUAUGAAUCAGUGCUGACCCUCUUAUAGAAAGUCAGAGUAAACCCCUCUGUACAGUAUUUUCACAAUAAAAACAAAAAGUCAGAGAAUCAGAGCUGG